AUGGACCAAACACAUGCUCGAGCCCUGGAGGCUCUCCAACCCUUCAUCCACCUGGUCAAUUCUAGCAGCGCGACAUCUCCCCGCUUUAUCGCCAAUUUGAUCACAAAUGCCACCUCCAGCCCACACACCUAUUUCUUCGCUGAGCUGCUCGAGACCCCAGCUGUUCAGUCGCUACGGUCUCCCGAAACACCGGUUGAGUACCAGGGCUAUUUGAAGCUACUUGAGAUCUUCGCAUGGGGAACAUGGCAGGAAUACCAUGCAACCCCCAACCUGCCAACUUUGAGCUCUAAACAAAGCCUAAAACUCCGCCUUCUCUCCCUCAUCUCUCUCGCUGUGACUACAAAGCCACUCACCUACCCUCUCUUGAUCAACGCCCUCUCCCUUUCUUCCACUACCGAAUUGGAAUCUCUCGUAACGACUGCCAUCUAUGCCUCUCUCAUCUCUGCCCGCCUCUCCCCCGCUACUACCCCUCCACUUGUCAACGUCAUGGCUGUUGCACCCCUGCGCGACGUACAGAUCCAGUCUCUGCCUAAAAUUAUCUCAACCAUGGCAGAGUGGGAAGCCCGAUGUUCAGAGGCGGUGUCGGAUCUGGAAGCGGAAAUUGCUCGCGUUAAAACCCAUGCAUUGGACCGACGUGUCAAGGAGGAACAGCACCAAAGUUUGAUGGACAAGGCUAUAAAGAAGCGUCAGGAGCGUGCAGAGGAAAAGGGAGGCAUUGGAAGGGGGAAAGGUAUGUUUGGACGUCCAGGACGGCUUCCGUUUGGAGCGGGAAGCAAUAAGCGGGAUGCUGCCGAUAUCGAGCGAGAUGAUGGCUUCUGGGACUCUGCUGAUGGUGCGGACCCAGGAUCACGUAUGGAUAUUGACGAAGGCGCUGGCUCGUCAAGAGCUGGAUGGAAUCGGAAUUCCAAGCGCAUACUGGGCCGCAAGCCUUGA
Penicillium taxi is the source of this 933-nucleotide messenger RNA. RefSeq lists its product as uncharacterized. Lineage: Eukaryota; Fungi; Ascomycota; Eurotiomycetes; Eurotiales; Aspergillaceae. The transcript is spliced from 2 exons. The record is from RefSeq and is a predicted model, not a curated record. The coding region runs from base 1 to 933 and encodes 310 amino acids. Gene Ontology annotation, cellular component: COP9 signalosome.